Molecule: messenger RNA, 1707 nt
Organism: Dermochelys coriacea (leatherback sea turtle)
Lineage: Eukaryota; Metazoa; Chordata; Testudines; Dermochelyidae
Gene: GLRB
Product: glycine receptor beta
Exons: 10
Coding region: 193-1395 (400 amino acids)
Biological process (GO): chemical synaptic transmission; regulation of membrane potential; nervous system process
Cellular component (GO): neuron projection; synapse; postsynaptic membrane
Molecular function (GO): neurotransmitter receptor activity; extracellularly glycine-gated chloride channel activity; transmembrane signaling receptor activity
Source: RefSeq, a predicted model, not a curated record
UCAUUUUGCCACGGCUGCUGGAGGGGCUGCCCGGUCCGUCGCGGCUCUGCCAUGGCGCGCGGCCGGUUCCCGAGCCACCUCCGGCUCUAGGAAAGGGGUGGGGUGGGGGGAAUCGGGGGCUGCGGCGUCCUGCGCUCCGGCGGUGUGGGGCGCCCUGGGAUCAGCUGUACUUCUGAGACUUAUGCCCUCAAGAUGAAGUUCUUACUGGAAAUUCUCUUUUUUGUUUUGUUGUCUUUAUGGGUUGAAGAAGCCUAUUCAAAAGAGAAAUCUUCAAAGAAAGGAAAGGGGAAAAAGAAGCAAUAUCUCUGCCCAUCUGAGCAGUCAGCUGAAGAUCUUGCAAGAGUACCUGUUAAUUCUACCAGUAAUAUCUUGAAUAGGCUAUUGCUCGCUUAUGAUCCCAGGAUAAGACCAAAUUUCAAAGGAAUUCCAGUCGAUGUAACAGUCAACAUUUUCAUUAACAGCUUUGGAUCAAUCCAAGAGACAACAAUGGAUUACAGAGUUAACAUCUUCCUAAGACAAAAGUGGAAUGACCCCAGACUUAAAUUGCCCAAUGACUGGAGGGGUUCAGAUACACUGACAGUGGAUCCUACAAUGUUUAAAUGUCUGUGGAAACCAGACUUGUUCUUUGCAAAUGAAAAGAAUGCCAACUUCCAUGAUGUCACUCAAGAAAAUAUUCUUCUAUUUAUAUUUCGGGAUGGAGAUGUUCUAGUCAGUAUGAGAUUAUCCGUUACUCUGUCAUGCCCUUUGGACUUGACCUUGUUUCCUAUGGAUACACAGCGUUGCAAGAUGCAACUGGAGAGCUUUGGUUACACAACUGAUGAUUUACGAUUUAUCUGGCAAUCUGGAGAUCCUGUUCAGUUAGAAAAAAUUGCUUUGCCCCAGUUUGACAUUAAAGAAGAGGAUAUUGAAUAUGGUAACUGUACCAAAUAUUAUAAAGGCACAGGUUAUUACACUUGUGUAGAAGUAAUCUUCACUUUAAGAAGACAAGUUGGAUUUUACAUGAUGGGUGUUUAUGCUCCUACACUGCUAAUUGUUGUUCUGUCGUGGCUGUCAUUUUGGAUCAAUCCUGAUGCAAGUGCUGCAAGAGUGCCACUGGGUAUCUUCUCAGUGCUCAGCUUGGCAUCUGAAUGUAUGACUCUUGCUGCUGAACUCCCCAAAGUGUCUUAUGUGAAGGCCUUAGAUGUCUGGCUGAUUGUUUGUCUUCUUUUUGGGUUUGCCUCACUGGUUGAGUAUGCAGUGGUUCAGGUAAUGCUGAACAAUCCAAAGAGAAUUGAAGCUGAAAAAGCAAAAAUUGCCAAGGCAGAGCAAGCAGAAGGGAAAGGAGGCAAUGUAGCCAAAAAGAACACGGUAAAUGGUACAGGGACCCCCGUGCACAUCAGCACUUUACAGAGAUGACUUUGGGAGCACAGCCUCCCUCUUUGUUAUCGGAAGAAGAACAGUUGUGAAGAAUUAGGAAGCAUCCAAGAAGAACUAAGGAGGACUUUAUACAUGAGGUUAUGAUGCACUCUGCCACCAAGAAAAAGGAAUUGAAGGAGUGGCAGGACAGCAAGAAGAGGGAAAGAAAGGAGAACGCAGCACACCAAAAAGAAGCUACAGAGCUGCUCUUAACAGUUAUGGAGCACCAAGCGGACACGCUUCAGGCGAUACUAGCUCUUCAAACCGAGCAGCUUCGCGCCUGCCCUCCCCUGCAGCUGCUGUCGCAAAACU